Molecule: messenger RNA, 1080 nt
Organism: Limulus polyphemus (Atlantic horseshoe crab)
Lineage: Eukaryota; Metazoa; Arthropoda; Merostomata; Xiphosura; Limulidae
Product: GTPase-activating Rap/Ran-GAP domain-like protein 3
Exons: 10
Source: RefSeq, a predicted model, not a curated record
UGUUUCUGGACCGAGCAGUUAUUAUUAUCAUUUAAUUGUAUACAGCCCUGGAAAGCACAGUGUUUCUAUCCAGAUUUCCCUCAUGACGUCGUUUGUGGAGAUUCUUGGGGAGACAAUCGUCUUAUCCUAGCGGCAGAAGCUGGCGCGUUCCUAUUAGAAGAGGGCGUGAUUCACCGACCAAUCUUCGACAGGACCGUACAAAUCAAACAGGUGAACGUAGUGGAAGAACAUGGUAUCCUUAUAUUUCGAGCAGACAAAGGAAAAGACAGCAGAAUCUACGUGUUCAGCCUUUCCGAUUUUGAUAGCGAAACUAGGGAAAGCGGCGGUGUGCGAAAUAAAUCAGACUUGCGAGACCACAGACUGGAGAAAACUAAAGGCUGUCAUUUGUAUGCCAUUAGUCGACCCUGUGAUAGUCAUUUACGCAUGGUUGUGGCUUUUGGUCGCCGGUUGCUCGUAUUUCAGUGGCGCCACACUGCGGCGUGGUGUGCGUCUUUGGAUACUGACACGGUGGACGGAUUCCAGUUUAUUAGGGAACUUCCUGUGUCAGAGCCUGUUCAGCUGAUCACCCUGGUGGACAGUCCAAUAAAAGACGCAGACAAUCAAAUCUGUGUGGCUUACAAACACCAGUUUGAUCUCGUUAAUGAAAAGAACGGCGAUACGCUUACUCUACACUUUUGUUAGAAAAAAGGUACAUCUUGUGUCCGCUGUUGAUAUUUACGAAGAUGAAGAAGCUCAACUGCUCCUGUCCUAUAACCAUACAACUCAUUUUCAAAAAUUGUCGGAAGAUACGUCUACAGACUUUGACUUCCAGUGGAAUGCUGUCCCAGAUACUAUUGUGUGUGCCUUUCCUUACGUUAUGGCCUUCACUACUGAUACCAUUGAGAUUCGUCUUAUUGUAAACGGAAAUCUGGUUCACAAUAUGGUGAUGCCAAAACUGACUGCCAUUACCUCAAAGAGCGACAUCUAUUUUGCUAGCACAGCUCCGAAAUUUUUUCAGAUUCGGCGGGAAAGAGGGAAAAUUGACAAAAUGGAACGAGACCUCAGUUUGUCCCCGCCACAUUGUAAGUAGAUUCUAUUUCA